Molecule: messenger RNA, 4515 nt
Organism: Colossoma macropomum (tambaqui)
Lineage: Eukaryota; Metazoa; Chordata; Actinopteri; Characiformes; Serrasalmidae
Product: alpha-2-macroglobulin-like protein 1
Exons: 35
Coding region: 20-4432 (1470 amino acids)
Cellular component (GO): extracellular region
Molecular function (GO): endopeptidase inhibitor activity
Source: RefSeq, a predicted model, not a curated record
UGGAUAUCUCCAGCCCAGGAUGAUGGUUCCUCUACUGCUAGCUGCCUUGCUGCUCCUCCUCCAAAGCGCUGCAGCAGAUCCCUCCAAUGAACCCAUUUAUAUGUUGGCCGUCUCGUCCCAGCCAGUAGGGGGUACAUCGGAGACGCUAUGUGUUAAUGUGUACCCCCUUCAAAAACCACUAUCAUUGAUGGUGACGCUGGAACACAGCCAAAACAGCAGGAUGCUCCUGAAGCAGAACGCCAUCAAAAAAGACUUCUAUCAGUGCCUUCCCUUCAAGGUUCCUGAUGUAAACGUUGAGUCUGAGGCUUCCAUUAACGUUCAGAUCAGUGGAGAAAGUACGUUUCUGAACAAGACCACGAAGAUCCUCAUCAGACCUCCUGCUCAGUUGACCAUCAUUCAGACAGACAAACCCAUCUACAAACCUGGACAAACAGUCAGAUUCCGAAUCGUCUCUCUGGAUUCCAGUUUUCUCACCUAUGAGCAGCAGUUCCCAACAAUAGAGCUGCAGGACCCUAACUUCAACCGUAUUGGUCAGUGGUUGAACCAGUCGACGGUCAGCGGCAUCCUGGAUCUGUCCUAUCCUAUGAACACAGAGGCCCAACAGGGGUCGUACAUCAUCACUGCCUGGAACGGGAAAAACGAGGCGACCAGCCAAGACUUUGAAAUCAAGGAAUACGUUCUACCAAAGUUUGAGGUGAUUGUCAAGCUUCCUCCAGUCGUAACGGUUCUGGACAAGCAGGCCACUCUGAACGUUUGUGCCAACUAUACGUAUGGGAAGCCUGUGAGUGGCUCUGUGAAGGCGGAGGUGUGCCGUAAACGCUUCACCUUCUGGUGGAUCAGGCCUGAAAACAACCAGACAACCUUGGACAUCUGCAAAACAUAUUCCAUGACGACUGAUAAGACGGGCUGUGGAUCUACUGUUGUGAAUCUGAUGGAGUUCGCAGUGACUGAAACACAGUAUGAAGACGUUGUUAGUGUGGUGUGUGAGGUGGAGGAGUAUGGCACUGGGGUGGUCCUGAAGGGGUCUGGCAGCAUGACUGUCACUAGCGACAUUGUCACAGUUACCUUUGUGGAUGCUCCUCAGGCCUUUAAGCUUGGGAUGAGCUACAGAGGAAAGGUUAAAGCUACUGGUCCAGACUCCAGUCCUGUCAAAGGUGCAUCAGUGUUUCUAACAGUGAGGUACGGCGGAAACAAAAAUGUGACCUGGACAGUAGUCACAGAUGUCAACGGCACUGCCCCCUUCAGCCUAAACACGCUUCUGUGGGGGUCAGAAGCAGUUUCUUUGGAGGCUUCAUAUCAAAAGGUGCAGGAACAGCAAGAAAGCGCUGAUAAUGUGCGCAUACCAAACUAUCCCACUGCGUACUACUGGGUCCAGCCUUUCUACUCCAAGAGCAAAAGCUUCCUGGAGCUGCAGCCUUCGCCAGACGCGUUGAGCUGUGCUAAACCCGCCGUUGUGGAGGCUCAGUACAUCAUACAGGGCAAAGAGAUUAAACCAGGCCAGCGGUCCCUGGACUUCUUCUACAUGGUGAUGUCCAAAGGCAGCUUGGCUCAGUACGGACAUCUUUCAGCAGCCAUGAAAAAAGGAACAGUGAACAAAGGGAAGCUGAGGUUUUCACUGCAGAAGAUGGAUGCUUUGGCUCCGUAUGCUCAGGUGGUGGUGUACACUGUGCUCCCGAGCGGAGAGGCUGUGGCCGACAGCAAGGAUUUCCCCAUUCAGCUGUGCCUGACCAACAAGGUGUCUUUGACGUUCCCCUCUCCUACGGAGCUCCCCGGGGGUCAGACGUCCCUCAUCCUGAAAGCUCAGCCCGGGUCACUGUGCUCUGUGAAGGCCAUUGAUCGGAGUGUGCUGCUGCUGAAACCAGAGAAGGAGCUGAACCUUGAAUUUGUCUUCAACUUGCUGCCCGUCCAGAGGUUGUCAGGAUAUCCGUACACCGUUUCUGAUGAGGAUCUGUACCCUUGCUAUGAGAGUCCACCUAUCUUUAUGCCACGGCCUCUUCCUGUCCUGGAUGCAGUGCCUGCUCAACUGAAUCCAAGAUUCAAGCCCCUUUUCGUUCCUGUUAUCGACAGAAAUGUCAACGUAUACGACGUCUUUAAAGAUAUUGGAGUCAAGAUCCUCACCAAUGCUGAAAUAAAGAAGCCUGUGAAUUGCAGUGGUCCCAUCUACUAUCCUAUGAAUAUGGAGAGACCCAUGCUCUUUGCCAGAGAAGGGGUUGCAUUUGCUGCAAUGGACGCUGCAAGUAAAAGUGAAAGUGGAAGUGAAGCAGUGAACACUGUCCGUACAUUCUUUCCAGAGACUUGGGUUUGGGAUCUCGUUCCAGUGGGGCCUUCCGGAGCUAUGGGGGUUAAGAAACUUGUCCCGGACACCAUCACUUCAUGGUCAGCUGGAGCAUUUUGUACCUCAUCAGUUGGGUUUGGAGUGGCACCAAAAGCUGAGCUCACUACCUUCCAGCCCUUCUUCGUUAGCCUGACCCUGCCUUACUCCAUCAUCCGUGGAGAACUGUUUGUACUCAAGGCUUCCGUCUUCAACUAUCUCAAAAGCUGUGUUAUGGUGAAGGUGACGCUGGCAAACUCACAGCAGUUCGUAGCUCAACAGUGUGUGGGAUGCCAGUACACUCGCUGUCUGUGUGCCGAAGAGAGCUGGACUUUCGUAUGGAGAAUCCAGCCCACCGUUCUGGGGACGGUGAGCUUUAAUGUGAGUGCAGAGGCCCUGCAGACGACGGUGCUGUGUGGUAAUAAGCCGGUGACUGUGCCAGAUAAAGGACGCAUCGACACUGUGGUGCAGACGCUGCUAGUGGAGGCAGAGGGAACCAAACAGUUCAACAGUUACAACGGGCUGCUGUGCCCCACAGGGGUCGCUGUUGAGACUAUCGUCUCGCUGAAGCUGCCUGCGGUAAUUGUGACAGGUUCUGCCACAGCUUCGGUCUCUGUGCUGGGAGACCUGAUGGGCCGUGCUCUGAGGAACAUCGACCGUCUGCUGGCCAUGCCGUACGGCUGUGGAGAACAGAACAUGCUGCUCUUCGCCCCCAACAUCUACAUCCUCCUGUACCUGCAGAGCAGCGGACAGUUGACCGCAGAGAUCCGGAAGAAAGCUGAGACGUUCCUCGUGAGCGGCUACCAGAGAGAGCUGAGCUACAAGCAUGACGAUGGGUCUUAUAGUGCUUUUGGGAAGAGCGAUCCGUCAGGCAACACCUGGUUAACAGCGUUUGUGAUGAAGUCCUUUGGAAGUGCAAAGCAGUUCAUCUUUAUAGACCAGCUGUAUGUGGACCAGGCCAAGACUUGGCUGGGUCAGCAGCAGCAGAAUGGCUCCUUCGCCUCAGUGGGUCAGCUCUUCCACAGCGACAUGAAGGGAGGUGUGAAUGAUGAGGUGACCCUCACAGCGUAUAUCACAGCUGCCCUGUUGGAGUUGGGCACUCCGCUCACAGAUCCCAUGGUAGAAAACAGUCUUGACUUCCUGAGAAACGCCUUCACUCAGCUCAACUCCAUCUAUGCCACGGCUCUCCUCUCCUACGCCUUCACUCUAGCUGGAGACCAGGGCAUGAGGAUCCAGGCCCUCACCGUCCUAGAUAAUCAGGCCAUAGUCGAAGCGGGCGCACGUCACUGGAGAAGAGAGAGUGAUGUGAAGGUGUUGGACUCUCUGGAGGUGGAGAUGACCUCGUAUGUGCUGCUGGCUCUGCUGUCUGGACCGGUGCUACAGACCUUUGAUAUGAGCUACUCUGCUUCCAUCGCCCGUUGGCUGGCCCAGCAGCAGAACGCCUUUGGAGGCUUUGCAUCUACACAGGACACUGUGGUAGCUCUGCAGGCACUGGCAAAAUACAGUGCUGCCACCUACAGUCCGACAGGCACCGUUGUGGUCACUGUGACCGGCCCUUCACCUCCAAAGGUAUUUACAGUCAGUCAGAGCAACAGGCUGCUGCUGCAGGAGUCCAGCCUGCAGGUCGUGCCUGGAGACUACAAGGUCAAGGCUGAAGGCAACGGCUGCGUGUUUGCACAGUUCUCUGUGCGCUACAACAUCCCUCCCCCAGCCGACUUCUCUUCUUUCAGCCUCUCAGCUAACACUGCUGGAAACUGCAGCAUCCCCAUCCCAUCUGUAAGCCUGUCUGUGACUGUCAGUUAUAACGGUAAACGGUCAGAGACCAACAUGGUGGUCAUCGAGGUCAAACUGCUGUCUGGGUUCCAGCUGGACAAGGAGUCUCUGAAACCAUCCAGUGAAAAAACAGAACCAAAUGAAGGAGCAGUGAAGCGCCUGGAUCAGAAGGAGGGCAGCGUCACCAUCUACCUGGAUGGACUGAAAAAAGGAGACUCUAAGACGUACAGUCUGGUCAUCCUGCGCGAAACAGCUGUGCAGAACCAGAAACCGGCCGUGGUGAAGGUGUACGACUACUACGAGACCAGUGACGUGGCUGUUGCUGAUUACACCUCCCCCUGCAAAUGACCCCACAGCUCAAACAGCUCCGUCUGGAGAGACGAGGUUAAGCAAGUUUAUGAUCACAGUGUUUCUGUCUCACCAAAGUCUGU